UCCAUAAAUGAAUCGGCGAGUCGGUGUGACUGAAGAAUAGAAUAUCAAAUUGUGUGCCGAAUUUGUAGUUUUGGCCUGCAGUAAAUCAAUUAUUUCACGUGGUGUCUUAUCAUACAAUAGAAAAAUCAAAUAUUUAAGAUGUCGGGCGAAGCAGCAGUCCCACCUCCUGUAUUAUGGGCUCAACGUAAAGAAGACAUAUUGCUCACAUUCAGCGUGGAGUCAAAAGAUCCUACUAUUAAAAUAGAAAAGGACUCAGUUUAUUUCAAAGGCGUCAACGUGCCAGACAAUAAAGUGCACGAGGUCACAAUACCGCUAUACGAUGCAGUGGUUCCUGAAAAUAGCGGUUUUGUAAAUAAAGGGAGGUGCAUAGAAAUGGUGCUUCGUAAAGAAAAGAAAGACGCCUCAUAUUGGCCGAACCUUACCAAGGAUAAAAAGAAGCCACAUUACCUGAAAAUAGAUUUCAAUAAAUGGAGAGAUGAGGAUGAUGAUGAAGAAGGCGACACCGGCAACGCUUACGACCUCGAGGAGAUGUUGCGGUCUAUGGGCGGCGGCGGCGCCGGCGGUGAUAAGCCCGACAAGCCUUCCUUUGAUGACUUGGAGAGUGAUUCAGAUGAUGAAAACUUACCAGAUCUUGAAUGAAAUGAAUGUAGUGAUAAUGCUAAUAUUUAACUCUUGACAGUACAUUAUGUAUUAAGGUUUUUACAGUUAUAAUAAAACCAUGAUGAAAAGACA
This is a messenger RNA of Plodia interpunctella (Indianmeal moth), 732 nucleotides long. RefSeq names its product prostaglandin E synthase 3 homolog. NCBI's taxonomy places the organism in Eukaryota, Metazoa, Arthropoda, Insecta, Lepidoptera, Pyralidae. Gene Ontology annotation, cellular component: cytosol; nucleus. The record is from RefSeq and is a predicted model, not a curated record. Bases 139 to 639 code for a protein of 166 amino acids. The transcript has a single exon. Gene Ontology annotation, molecular function: Hsp90 protein binding; protein-folding chaperone binding. Gene Ontology annotation, biological process: chaperone-mediated protein complex assembly; protein folding.